UUCAGUGAUAUUCAGUUAUGCUAUUGUCUAUAUUUCAGUGAUUCUAUUGUCUAUAUUUCAGUGAUAUUCGGUUAUUCUAUUGACUAUAUUUCAGUGAUAUUCAGUUAUUCUAUUGUCUAUAUUUCAGUGAUAUUCAGUUAUUCUAUUGACUAUAUUUCAGUGAUAUUCAGUUAUUCUAUUGUCUAUAUUUCAGUGAUAUUCAGUUAUUCUAUUGACUAUAUUUCAGUUAUAUUAAGUUAUUCUAUUGUCUAUAUUUCAGUGAUUCUAUUGUCUAUAUUUCAGUGA
Molecule: messenger RNA, 285 nt
Organism: Lottia gigantea (owl limpet)
Lineage: Eukaryota; Metazoa; Mollusca; Gastropoda; Lottiidae
Exons: 1
Source: RefSeq, a predicted model, not a curated record